AGGGGGUAGAUAUUCGGUUGAUUUGGGUAACCUCCAACGCAAUCCGAGGAACGAGAUUGGGAGGAAGAAAUCCCGCAAAGGUAAAGAACUUGCCGGUUCUUCAUCUCAAAGCCGAGAUGAUUUUGAAAUGGGUUACCAAAGGCGAGAUGGAGAUGCGAUGUCCGAAGAACAACUCCAACAAGAAUUGGCCCGACAUAAUAACCGCUUUCUACAACAACAACAAAUGCCGACGACCAUUGACGAAGAGGAGCUUGAGGAUGAAGAUGCGGAGGAAUUGGAACCGGAGACGGCCGAGGAGGAGGGUGCCGGCAGCCACGACGCCGACGCGCCUGCCUCAUCCCAAACCGCCACCGGUAAUAAAAAAAAGUAAGUCUGAACUAUUGAAAAAUAAUUUUGAUAAAUGGAAGGACCCACAAACCGGCUAUUGGCACGCAACUUGCAAGUGGUGCAACAACAAUUAUAGUUUGGGAACCUCCGGCGGAUACGGAUCCGCCGAAAGGCAUCUUAAGGCAAAGCACCCCGUGGAGUGUGCAAAAUUAGGCGGCGGAACGGGGAAGCAAACUCAAAUAUCGAGGUUUGCGAAUUCUCAACCUUUUGGUAAUUUCUCCUACAAUGAUGCACAAAAUUUGACUGGUAUGGCUAACUUAAUUUGUGAAGAAAAUUUGCCUUAUUUGUUUUCUGAAAGUCUUGCUUUAAGAGAUUAUGCACAAGGUAGUUUAAAUCCUCAAUUUAGAAAUUAUAGUCGCAAAACUAUUAAGAAAGAAAUAAUAAGGCUUUAUAAUGCGGAAAAGGAAAGGUUACAAAAUUUUUUUGCAAACUUUGAUGGGCGUGUUACUAUUUGUUCUGACAUAUGGGAGGAUGAUUUUCAUCAUUUAUAUUAUUUGGGUCUGACUGCACAUUAUAUUGAUGAGGAUUGGAAUAUGCAUAAACGUGUUCUUGCUUUUCGCGAAUUUAAUGAUCGUCACACCGCUGAACAUAUUUAUAUUUUGAUUGAGCGUAUUUUAAUUGAGUAUAAUUUGAUUGAUAAGGUGUUUGCUAUUGGUUUCGAUAAUGCUACUAAUAAUACUGCUGCUAUACCUAGAUUGCGUGAGUUGUGUGGUGCCAAUUCUUUGAUGGGUAGAUUUUUUCAUCAACGCUGUGCAUGUCAUGUUAUAAAUUUAUGUGUGCAAGACGGUUUAAAAGCGUUAGGAGAUUCCAUGGAGGUAAUAAAGGGGGGGAUUAGACGUAUUUGGGGUAAUGGUCAACUUAGAUUAAAAUGGCAAAGUUAUUUGACUGAAAGAGGUGUGAGAUAUGUUGCUUUUCCUAAAGAUUUGAGUAUUCGUUGGAAUAGUACUUAUAAAUUACUUAAAGUUGUUCUUAGAUAUAAAGAACAUUUUCCUGCUUUUUUAAAAGAACAUGAUAACUAUAUUAUAAACGCGGCUGAGAUCGACACUUGCGAAAAAAUUUGUAAUGUUUUGAUAUAUUUUUUUAAUGCUACUGAAACUUUUAGUCAUGUUUAUAAACCUACCGCAAACCAAUUUAUUCCACAAGCUGUUAAUCUCGCCGAUGCUUUUAAAGAAUUUCAGAAUGCCGUUUUCGUUCAUUAUUUUUGUGAUCAUAUGAAGGAAAAGUUUUUAAAAUAUUAUGCGCAUAUUCCCCAUAUUUAUGGUAUUGCAUUUAUUCUCGAUCCUCGUUAUAGACUUGCUAAUUUGGAAGAUUGUUUCAACUUCUAUUAUCUUGCCUUUUUCGGUGAAUUUCCAAUGUAUGACGAUAACCCCAUAUAUCCGAAAACGGAAUACAACGAGGUUAGUACUUUAUUUUAUGCCUUAUUUAAUGAGUUUCGUGCACAAUAUAGCAACGCUCCCCCUCCCCCGUCACGAACAUCUUCAUCUAAAGGAAAAUCGAUUUUUAAAUCUGCAUUUGGCAAUCUUAUGAAAAAAACUAAAACAACUCACGUCACUGAACAAAGCGCAUUGAAUGAGAUUACUUUGUAUUUAACAUAUGAAGUUGAUUUUGAAGAAAAUGAUGACUUUGACGUUCUAGACUGGUGGAAGUCAAAAGAAAGAACGUUCCCGAUUUUAGCACGGAUGGCUAAGCAAGUACUAUCAAUGCCGGUUUCAACAGUUGCUGUGGAACAAGAAUUCAGUUCGGCCGGCAACGUCCUAACGGCAUCUAGAUCGAGAUUGAGUGCGGAGUCUCUUGAGACGCUUAUAUGCAGGGGCGGAACUAUACUAUGGCUUGGGGGUGCUUGUGCCCCUGCAGUCUUUUCAAUUUUCUUGUAUUAUAUACAUAGUAUAAUAUAUAAAUAUGUAAUAUACCCAAAUUCAGCCCCUGCAUCCCAAUCACCAGUAACCCAUUUCAAGGUUUAAAAAUGGCCUAGGUGCCUAGGGCCACAACCCACACACGUAACCUCUUGCCUUCUUGUAACUUUUGGCCUUUUGCCCAGCCAAGCAAGUGACGCAACAAGUCACUCCAUCAACGGCCAACAAAUAUUAUCAAGGAACUAAAGGAAGCAAUUAUGUAAGCUGUCGUCUGACCCGCCGUCUAGAGUUUAUUGACUUUAUUCAAAUUUUUUUGGAUGAAUAUUGACUUUAUUCAUUAAUAAUCUAAAUUUAUAAAUUGUAUUGUAAUUGUGGGUUUAUUGAUUUAGUUUCUUAUAUGCUAUUUUUAGUUUUUACAAUCAUAAACGUAUUAUUUUAAUUAUAGUAUUUUUUAGGUUGUUUGACAAAGAAUUUGGAUGAAGCGAUAUUAUAUACUGAUUCCAAUGAAGUAUAGUACUACCUCCGUCCCUUUUAUAUUGGGACGGAAGAGAGUGACAUGAUUAUUAAGAAAAGUGGGGUUGUAUGGUUGAUAUUAAUUGAUAAAGAAAUAAUAAAGUAAGAAUGAUUUAGAGCAACACAAAUUUUACCAAAUAUGGUAUGCGAGAAUUUUAGUGAGAUAUCCCGAAAAGCUAAAACGGGAUAAUAUAAGGGGGGCGGAGGGAGUAUUUCAGAAUUCAGAGUAUGCAACUCAAAGACAAAGGUCCCCCCAUUUAUUCUUUUUCAUUUGACGGAUGAGUUGCUAAUCAAAAUUAAGAUAUUACUUAACUAGUUAUUUUAUUUAGAUUUUAAUAUUUUAUUUAUUACUAUAUUGAUGAUAUAUGUUAUGUAUGAUUUAUGUGCCCCUCCAAAGUCUCUGGGCUGGUUCCGCCACUGCUUAUAUGCUACCACGAUUGGUUGAAGGCCGCACGUAGAACUCAAAAAUUGAGCAUCACCCCCUCCCAAGAUUUUAUGGAUGACUCAACAACCGAUGGUGGCUCUACCUAUGCCGGAGAUUCCGAUUGAUUAGUAUUUUAGAAUUUAUUACAAAAUGUAUUUUAUAGCACUUGUCAAAUUUAUUUAUACUUGUACUUCAUAUUUCAAAAUUGU
Cuscuta epithymum is the source of this 3386-nucleotide messenger RNA. NCBI's taxonomy places the organism in Eukaryota, Viridiplantae, Streptophyta, Magnoliopsida, Solanales, Convolvulaceae. The record is from the annotation of a GenBank genome assembly.